GUAUGUGUGCCUGUGAGUGUGCGGCGGCGGCGGCGGCUCAGCCUGUUGUUUACAGCAGUCACGUCACAUAGCCGAGGAGGCAGAGAGAGGGAUCACACAAUGAGAGCCGGACCCCCGCCGCACACCGAGCCCGCACGCUGACUGACCGGCCCCGCUUAUCGCCCGCCCCGUCUACUGUGACCUUCAGCGGCCCGGCUGCGGAGGAGGGGGACUCCCUUCCAUUCAUUGGUCCCGGCCUUCUACGGACUGAGCUCCGGGGGUGAGGCGGGUGACAUGGAGGCUGAGGACUCGGAGCUGCUGCCGUGCACUGCGGGUGUCUGCUGCCUACUCCUCACGGCCCCCCGGCGGCGGCGCUGCUGCUGCUGACCCGGAGCCCUCACCUCAACUACACCCGGCUCUGAUUACUCUACUACUAUUACUUACUACUACACCCCGGAGACCCGGGACACCCGCGGGCGUCUUCGUCACGUGACUGCGCCCCUUCUAUCCCAGCAGGGGAGGUAUCUGGGGGUCAUAACCCCCCCCAUCUCGGGUCACGCCGCUCAGUGUCAUCUCGGGGGCAGAACCAAAAAGCAAACCCCACGUACUCCCGGGGGAACCGGGCAAGGUCACGGGGCUCGGAGCACAGCCGCCGCACGCGUCUCCCGGUUCGGUGUGUGUGGGCUCCGGCCGCCAUCUUUCUCCCGGGCUCUUCGGGGCCGCCGUGGAUGUGAUCGGAUACUACUCUUGUGUGGACAUGAAGGCCGGAUCGGGCUGGGGGGGCCCGGCCUGGCUCUCGGGGGUCCCCCUGCUCCUACUACUGCUGCUGUGUCUGUGCCCAGGACAGUGCCUGGAGCCCCUGGGUGGUAAAGUUUGCAGUAACAGCAUGGACAUCCGGAAUGAUGUAGAGGAGCUCAAGCAACUAGAAGACUGUGUUGUGAUAGAAGGCUUCCUCCAGAUUUUGCUGAUCUCCAAUGCCAAGGCUGAAGAUUUCCGAAAUAUGCGGUUCCCUAAACUUACUGUUAUUACGGACUAUCUUUUACUUUUCCGAGUUUCAGGCCUGGAAAGCCUGAGUGACCUCUUUCCCAAUCUGACAGUCAUCCGUGGUCGCAACCUCUUCUAUAACUAUGCCUUGGUCAUUUUUGAGAUGACUGACCUAAAAGAGAUUGGGCUGUACAGCCUGAGGAACAUUACUCGUGGUGCUAUACGGAUUGAAAAGAACUCUGACUUGUGUUACCUGUCUACAGUGGAUUGGUCGCUGGUUUUGGAGGCUGUCUACAACAACUAUAUUGUCGGUAAUAAGCCACCAAAGGAAUGUGGGGAUAUGUGCCCAGGGGUCAUGGAGGAUAGGUCUGUGUGUCCGAAAACAACCAUCAACAAUGACUAUGCACACCGCUGCUGGUCCGCCGACCAUUGCCAGAAAGUGUGCCCCAGUGAGUGCGGGAAACUUGCUUGCUCCAACCAGAACGAGUGCUGCCAUCCAGAAUGCCUGGGAAGCUGCAAUGCUCCAAACAACGACAGUGCUUGUGUGGCCUGCCAACAUUUUUACUAUGAGGGCAGAUGUGUCCCCAGAUGCCCUGAGAACACCUACAGCUUUGAGGGAUGGCGCUGUAUCUCUUUAGAAGACUGUGCCAGCCUGCACACGUAUACUGGCUUAAAUCCCUUUAUCAUCCACAACGGUGAAUGCGUAUAUGAAUGUCCGUCUGGAUACAUUAUCAAUGGAAGCAUGUUCUGUAGUCCUUGUGAUGGUCUCUGUCCUAAAAUCUGUUACUCAGAUGAAAAAACUAUUGACUCUGUCACCUCUGCCCAGAUGCUAGAAGGGUGCACCGUGCUGAAAGGAAACCUUCUGCUCAACAUCCGCAAGGGCCAAAAUAUUGCUGCAGAGCUGGAGAAUUUCUUGGGCCUGAUCGAGACUGUGACUGGUUAUGUUAAAAUCCGCCACUCCCAUGCAUUGUUGUCUCUCUCUUUCCUGAAAAACCUACGUUACAUCAAUGGAGAGAACCAAACUGAUGGGUCUUAUGCCUUUUAUGUUCUGGACAACAAUAAUCUGCAGCAGCUGUGGGACUGGUCGAAGCACAACCUCACCAUCAAGCAAGGCAAAAUGUACUUUGCUUUUAACCCCAGGCUCUGUUUGAAAGAGAUCUACGAUAUGGAAAAUGCAACAGGAACCAGAGGAAGGCAGACAGAGUUGGACAUAAAUCCCAGAAAUAAUGGAGAUAUGGCUCCCUGUGCGACCUAUACUCUGAAUUUCAUCUCUAACUCCACAAGUAAGAACAGAAUACUACUGAAAUGGCAACGUUACAGGCCCCCUGAUUAUAGAGACCUCAUCAGCUUCACUGUCUACUAUAAAGAAGCCCCUGUUCCUAAUGUGACGGAAUAUGAUGGUCAAGAUGCAUGUGGGUCGAACAGCUGGAAUAUGGUGGAUGUAGACCUACCAGAAAGUAAGGAUCAGAACCCAGGGAUUCUCCUGCAGGGCCUGAAGCCCUGGACUUCCUAUGCAAUCUUUGUAAAAGCCCUUACAUUGACUAUGUUGGAAAACCAUCAGAUUCAUGGAGCCAAGAGCAAAAUUGUUUACAUUCGGACAGAUGCUGCAGUGCCCUCCAUUCCUUUGGAUGUCAUAUCUGCCUCCAAUUCAUCCUCCCAACUGAUUGUAAGAUGGAAGCCUCCUUCUCUGCCAAAUGGCAAUCUCUCCUAUUACAUUGUGCGCUGGCAGCAGCAGCCCCAGGACAGCUACCUGUACCAAGACAACUACUGCUCUAAAGAGAAAGUCCCUAGUCGAAAAUAUGCCAAUGGGACCAUUGACAUGGAGGAAGAAAAUGAGCCCACCAAGCCAGAAUUUGGGGAAGGGCACGAAAAGGGAACUUGCUGUAGCUGUCCUAAAACUGAGGCUGAGAAGAAAGCUGAGAAGGAUGAAGCGGAGUACAGGAAGGUGUUUGAGAACUUUCUGCACAACUCCAUCUUUGUACCAAGGCCUGACCGCAGACGUCGAGAUGUGUUUGCAGUUGGCAAUGCAACAUUGGCGGGCUACAGCAGAAACGGCACAGCCCAGGACUUCUCUAAUAUAUCAGACUCUGAUCCAAAGGAGUUGGAGUAUCCAUUCUUCGAGACAAAGGUGGACCAUAAGUACCAGAGAACGGUCAUCUCAAACCUGAUGCCAUUUACGCUGUACCGUAUCGAUAUCCACAGCUGUAACCAUGAGGCAGAAAGCCUUGGUUGCAGCGCCUCCAACUUUGUGUUUGCCAGAACCAUGCCUGCAGUUGGUGCAGAUAACAUACCUGGACCUGUCAUCACUGAGGAAUCCGAUGAUAAUGCUAUUGUCCUGAAGUGGCCGGAGCCUGCUAAUCCCAAUGGACUCAUCCUGAUGUAUGAGAUUGAGCACAAACAGCAGGGGGAGCCUCUCAGUAGCGAAUGCGUCUCUAGACAUGACUACAGUAAGAUGGGAGGUGCCAAGCUUACAAGACUAAACCCAGGCAAUUAUACCGCACAGGUGCGAGCCAUUUCACUCUCUGGAAAUGGUUCCUGGACCGAGACUGUGUCUUUCUAUGUGAAGGAGAGAGUUAUUGAAAAUGACAAUCUCUUGCAUCUGGCUAUAAUUUUACCCGUCACCACAGUGAUUUUGCUUGUGACAAUUUCCUUCAUCGCCUACUAUGUUACAAAAAAGAGGAACAGUGAAAGACUGGGAAAUGGAGUGUUAUAUGCCUCUGUAAACCCUGAAUACUUUAGCGCAGCUGAAAUGUAUGUGCCCGAUGAGUGGGAGGUGCCUCGAGAGAAGAUAACAAUGAACCGGGAGCUGGGACAGGGAUCAUUUGGAAUGGUGUAUGAAGGGAUUGCGAAAGGGGUAGUGAAAGAUGAAGCUGAAACCAGAGUGGCCAUCAAAACUGUGAACGAGGCGGCCAGCAUGAGGGAGAGGAUUGAGUUCUUAAAUGAGGCGUCAGUGAUGAAGGAAUUCAAUUGUCACCAUGUGGUGCGGUUGUUAGGUGUUGUUUCUCAGGGUCAACCAACCCUUGUAAUCAUGGAAUUAAUGACUCGAGGAGACCUCAAAAGCUAUUUAAGAUCUUUAAGACCAGACUCAGAGAGUAACCCUGGGCAACCUCCCCCUUCCUUAAAGAAGAUGAUCCAGAUGGCAGGGGAGAUUGCAGAUGGGAUGUCAUAUCUCAAUGCAAAUAAAUUUGUUCAUAGAGACCUAGCAGCCAGAAACUGCAUGGUGUCCGAAGAUUUCACAGUCAAAAUCGGAGACUUUGGAAUGACCCGAGACAUUUAUGAGACCGAUUAUUAUAGAAAGGGAGGAAAAGGUCUCCUUCCAGUGCGCUGGAUGUCCCCAGAAUCUCUUAAGGAUGGGGUCUUCACCACCAACUCUGAUGUCUGGUCAUUUGGUGUAGUGUUAUGGGAGAUAGCUACACUGGCUGAGCAGCCAUACCAUGGCAUGUCCAAUGAGCAGGUUCUCCGAUUUGUUAUGGAAGGAGGUCUUCUGGAGAAGCCAGACAACUGUCCAGAUAUGCUGUUUGAGUUGAUGCGCAUGUGCUGGCAAUACAACCCUAAAAUGAGGCCCUCAUUUCUGGAAAUAAUCAGCAGCAUUAAAGACGAGCUUGAUCCAGCAUUUAGAGAGGUGUCAUUUUUUUAUAGUGAAGAGAACAAACCUCCAGAUACAGAGGAGCUGGACCUAGAGGCAGAGAACAUGGAGAGCAUUCCAUUGGAUCCAUCAUGUACCUUGCAGACAUCAGAGCAUCUCGUGGGACACAAGGCUGAGAAUGGCCCAGGUGUAGUUGUCUUAAGGGCAAGCUUUGAUGAGAGGCAACCAUACGCACACAUGAAUGGGGGGCGCAAGAACGAGAGAGCACUACCUCUCCCCCAGUCCUCAGCCUGCUGAUCAAGGCUGGAGGUCUGACGAACACUUGUAGAAGUAAAGCCCCUCAUGUGCAUCUAAGACUUAACAUGCAGGAGGCUUCCUCCGUAUCUGUGCAAACACUAAUCCACUUUCACUUUUGGUUGGGCUUUAGCUGCCUACCGAGUUGGCACUGGAGGACAUGGUACGUCAGGCCAGUGCCCCCCCUCUGACUGUGUGUCACGGUAAGCCUGUACCUGCUCUCACACAACAAGGAUGAAAGCACUUCUUUCUCGUCAAGUUUUGGGCCAGAGCAAAGCAAAAAAAAAAAAAACUACUUUUUACCUUUGGCCCAUUCUGCGAAAGACUAGUAAUGUUAAAGCAUUAAAGCAUAAUGCAACCCAGAAAUUUAUUUAAUUCUGACAGUCUUUGCCAAAUAGAUUUUUUGUUUUUGUUUUUUUGUUACAGCAUGGACAGUGCAGAUGUAUGAAGUCCUUUUUCAUAUCACAAACCCAUGCACACUUUAAUACUUUUUUUGUCUAUUGGGGAACUUGCUAUCUAAAUUAAGCAUUAAGUUUUUCUUAAGUUUUUUUUUAUUUUUAUUUUUUUUUUAUGUUUUUGCUUGUAUUGAGGUGGGAAGUGGAAUAAUCCUGUAAAUAUAUACAUAUGUGUAAAGUAAUACAUUCUGGAGAAAACUGGCAAAAUAUCACAACAUGUCACAAGGAAAUGCAGACAGGGGUUUAUGGCAAAGUGCAAAACGUUACUUUUCAGGGUAUUAUGUUGGAUACAGCACGGAAAAUGUUUGUUUGCAAGAAGUACCGUGUAUUCAGGUAAACAGAUUUUUAGGCAAGAAAUGUUUGAGGGUCCUGUUUGUGAUAGAAACGUUCUAGAAUAUGAGACUUACCUGCAAACCCUAGCAUUCUCCACAUCUCUAAACUUACUUUCUGGCACCUCAUACAUAAUUAUUUUAUUUUUAUUUUUUGGGUGGGGUUUUCUUUCUUGCGACAACUUUAUAGAAGGUCCUUACAGUUCAAUGUGAGGUCAUAGCGUCAUUUACAUACACAUUUUGUGUCCCUUUUAUAACUUUUUUAUGGUUCAGAUAUUCAUCUAUGUCUGUACAGAAAAAGGCUGCUAUUUUUUCUUUAUCUUUUGUGUAUUUAAUCUAUGAUAGAAAAAAAAAAAAAACUAAAAAAAAAAAUGCACCUUCAGGUCUACUCUUCCAUCUCUUCAUGUUCCUAUCAAGCCGCUUCUCUUUUCACAGGGCACACCCAUACACACUUUGCUAGAAACUUCCAUUUACUGGGAUGGGAGACUUUUUGGAUUAUUGCAUUAUUCUACGCCACUUCAACACAAUAAUGCCCUCACAUUGUGCACCUCCCACAAAAGAACUUGUAGUAUUAUCCAUUUGUUUGUUUAAUGCCUUUUUGUGUGUAUGUUUUUUCCUUUUAUUAUCAUUAUUAUUAUUAGACUGUUUCCUACACAUGUUUAACUAAGUGUCUAGGGAAAGGUGGAGGGGCAGAGAAAAGUGUCUUAUGAUACAGUGUAUAACUAACUUUUGUCCUUUAUCUCCUCACACAGCGACCAUUCUGUCAUAAUGCAAUGCGUCAAACAAAAACUCAGGUUUAAAAAAAAACAAACAAAAACAUCAUACAGUUUAAUCUUUACAAAAUUCUCUGUUUUGUCCCUGUACUUCCAGUUGUCAGUGGCAGAACACUGGCUGCUACCUACAGGGCCGCUCACAUAUUUCCAGAUCUGUUGUCUGUAUGUGUAUGUUGUCUAUUUGUGUGGAUUGUUAGAUACAGCUCCAUGCUUUAAGUCUCUGCUUGUAUCUUGGGAGCUACUUUUCAUGGAAAAACUCUUCAGUCCCAAGGAUGAACUGUAUCCGAUACACAGACCAAAUUUGUUUUUUAACUAAAUUGAUUCCAUUCUACUUGUCACUGACUUUAAGUGCAGUAAGCCCACCUUGUGGUGCCUUAUUGUAUCUACAGGCAUAAUAUAAACACAGGCAAUGCAUAUAAAAAGAUGUCUGGGCGUACAGGGCUCUGUCUUAGCUGUGAUAUAUUAUCCAAUAUAUUCGCACUGGGGCUGGAUACAUUUUAUAGUUGUCAAUUGACAGUAUUGAUUUUCCAAAUACUCCCUUACCAUGCGGUAACUUUGCACCAUGCACUAACUUUGUCUGUAGCUGUAUAGACGAAGCCUUUACUUAAAUAGUAUCAGUGCACCAAAGAAGUCAGUCUGAACAAUGAGUGCAAUUGUUUUUCUGCUGCAUUGCACCAUGACCUAUCCUGUUGUUUAGCACUACACAUGAAUGGUAUGCUGCCAUCAUUUGUGCAGUUGAAGAAAAAAAACAUGCAUAUUUGUUUUUCUUCCAGAAUAUUUCAACAAAUGAGAUGUUGGAUACAUUUCAUUUUAGUUUAGUUAAAUGCAAUGUGAUGGCUUCAACUGAAGAUACUGAAUGCAGUUAUAUAAUGUUAGUUCAUUCAAUGGGCUCUUAUGAGACCUAAAUUAAGCAGAAUACGAUACUUCUAUUAACUCCUAAUCCAUUGCAUGUCUGUGCGCAUAUAUAUAUAUAUAUAUAUAUAUAUAUAUAUAUAAAAUAAGAUAUAGUACAUUUGUGAGUUACACGGAGGCUUGCUUUACAGCCUUAUUCAUUUGCAUUGCCACUUGCUGCGCUUAAAGACUUGACCUUAGUCCACAUUUAGACCAAAAUACCAAUCUUUCAAUAAUAACAUGAUCUAGGGUGCCAAAAAUGUGCUGUACCCAUAGGAAGUAAUCUGAUAUUGACACUGUGUGAUCUAGAACCUUUGAAGCACUUAAAGGGUUAUUCCAGUAACUAGAGAUGAGCGAACUUACAGUAUAUUUGAUUCAUCACGAACUCGG
This is a messenger RNA of Hyla sarda, 7681 nucleotides long. It is a transcript of the gene IGF1R, whose product is annotated as insulin like growth factor 1 receptor. Lineage: Eukaryota; Metazoa; Chordata; Amphibia; Anura; Hylidae. The record is from RefSeq and is a predicted model, not a curated record. The transcript has 21 exons. Gene Ontology annotation, cellular component: membrane; axon; insulin receptor complex. Gene Ontology annotation, molecular function: insulin receptor activity; phosphatidylinositol 3-kinase binding; ATP binding. Gene Ontology annotation, biological process: regulation of JNK cascade; positive regulation of phosphatidylinositol 3-kinase/protein kinase B signal transduction; protein autophosphorylation. Bases 737 to 4846 code for a protein of 1369 amino acids.